Anopheles darlingi is the source of this 3199-nucleotide messenger RNA. Its product is annotated as serine/arginine repetitive matrix protein 1. The coding region runs from base 217 to 2679 and encodes 820 amino acids. The record is from RefSeq and is a predicted model, not a curated record. The transcript has 3 exons. Lineage: Eukaryota; Metazoa; Arthropoda; Insecta; Diptera; Culicidae.
CCGUCCGUAUGGUGCUCUGUCCGACCGUCCGUCCGUGUAGUGCCUUUUUUUCCAUUCCGGGAACGGAUCCACAGCCAUUGUUGCUGCUGCUGUAGUGCUGCUGUUGUUGUUGUUGUUGUUGUUGUUGUUGUAAGGUGGCCAAGCGGGGACGAACGACGUGAACUCGUCGGUGUGUGUGUGUGUGUGGGUGUGUGUGUGUGUGUGUGCGUGAGUUGAAUGUGUGCAAGCGACGUAAUGUCCAGCCACAGGACAACCGGUACGGAUCUCCUGCUGCAGACCGUGAACAGUGGCCGAAGUCGGAGUCGUGGUGGUGGUAGUGGCGGACAAAGCGGCGGCGGCGGCAGCAGCAACAGCAGCACGGUCCCGGCAGCCGAUACCGGAGCGGGACUGCUGGCCCAGAACCAGAAUCUGCUGCGGUUAGCGCUCAAGAAGCCGACCGAAUGGCAGUGGGAGCUGACGACGUCCAGCUCCUCGCCCAACAUUCACUUCCCCCGCAUCCAGCUGUACGAUGGUGCGAGCGGCGAGCUGAUGGUCGAGGUCGAUCGGCCAGACUGCGUGAUACGGUCGAAUGGGGGCGCCAACCCGGACGAAUCGGUCACCGAGCCGAUCGCCCGUGGGCCGUACCGCCGCAGCCGGACCACCCUCGUCAAGGAGCGGCUAGUGACAUCCGGUGACUCGUUGGCCGACAUCUUCAACCAGCUACACAGCAAGGGCCUUGGCCACAAGCUCUCGACCAGCCGAUCCCAGUAUCGGUUCCUGCAGAAGAGCCAAUCGACCAGCGUGGUUGUGGCUGAGCCGGAGUGUGCGAUCCCUCGCCGUCGGUCGCGUCGCCGCUCGGUCGCUAGCCGCUCGUCCUCCAUCCUGGGUCGUAUCAGCGAGUUCUACGGUCGAAACGGUAGCCGCAGUAGCAGUAGCAGCAGUAACAGCAGCAACAGCACCAACAGCAGUAUUAGUGGCUGCUCAAUGACGCAGGAACAGAAGAGAUCACAAGCGACCCCACCACCACCACCACCACCACCACCGUCGAUACUUAUACUGCCACCUGAGGAACUGAUGACGUCAACCGGGCACGGUGUCACGAUCGAGGAAGUCGUGGAGGAACCACCGACACUGGCACCGGCACCGACACCGGAACAGGCGACUGCGACGCGGCCCAAGAUCUACAAGCUGGUGCGGAGCAAUGCCGGCACGCUGAUGGUGCGCGAGGAAAGCUUCCACACGCAGCGUAGCUUACGGCGCCGGCAGCGCCAACAGCUGGCUACUGGCUUGCCGCAAACCGCACCCGCACCCGCACCCGCACCCGCACCAACCUCUCCACUGCAGCCACCGCCACCAUUACUAGCCGCAACGACGUCGGACCGUGAACCAUCCCGGUACGAGCCGGCAAUCAACCAGAUCGAUCGGUUGCUGUCACAGGUGAUGCUGCGGUCGCAGGAUUUGCCAGAGGAGCGUCGCAACCGUCGCGGCACACCGCGUACCAGCAGUCCCGCCGCCGCACCACCGGGGCCGGUACAUCGGGCGCGCCGAAGACGCAGUGCCAGUGUGACUCCGACCAACAGCCAGAGCAUAUCGCCACCGCCGUCGCCCCCGGUUCGUCGAUCCGUCGUCGUGCGCCGGUCCUCGUCUAACUCACCGGCACCGUCCGGCACCGGUGACACUCCCAGCAGACGCUCCAGCAGACGGACACACCAACGGGGCCGACGGUCCAGCUCCAGGGAACCGCGUGGCGCCUCCACCGUUCACGGUGCAGGGCGUGCGCAUGGGCAUGCCGGUGACGUGGCAGGGCCAGACGGUGGAGCGCAUCCGAUCGGUCGAUCCAGAUCGGACCAUCGUCGCGAUGCUGCAUCGUCGAUCGCCGAUCCACCUCGGGCCAUUCCAGUGGCGACGCUCGCAGCGAACAGAUCAUCAUCGGCCAUCAGCAGCAGCAGCAGCAGUAGCCAGUCAGUGAAGCCAAGUGCAUCCCAAGUGUGCAGUGCAGCAGUGCUCCUUCGCUCGCUUCGUGCUCUCUCACCGUCCACCACCAGUGGUUCACCGUCGAGCGGAUUCGUUUCGAUCGGGCGCCAGCGUACCAGUUACCAGGAAGCAGCGAUCUGCCCCGAACAGUCGUCCAUCAAGAGCCACCGAUCAACCAGCGAGGACGAAGGGGCGAGGAUGCAGCGACCGAAGCCAAGCCACGGCCACAAACGCUCGUACAGCUGUCUCGGUUGUGGUGGUAGUGGUAGUGGCAGUGGUGACGGUGCUACUAGUCAACCCUCUUCUAGCUCUUCUUCCACUUCCGCUUCCUCGCCACCGCGGCCGGCCACUCGUUCCCACGCGUUCGCCCGGUUCGUCGAUCUUGUACGCAAACCACCGACCGGUGCCCCAGCGACGGCGACUAGGGCGGCGACUAGGGCGGCGACUAGGACGACGACACCGCCGCCGGCGACAGGCACCUUUCGGAAGCCAGCACCACCACCGCCACGGCCACCGGUGGCCACCGCUGGCGAGCAGCCACCGUCGUACGCGGAUGCAGUCCGCCAGGGGGCCACCCCUCCGGAUCCCCCAUCACCCGUGCCCACCGAUGCGCCGCGUUCGGCAGCGGCCGCGGCAGCGGCAGCGGAGCUGUCCUCGGAUACGCGUCGCCGCUGGAAGUACUAUGCGCGCAAGCAUCACCGCACUGCAUACCAGGACACUCCUUAGGCGCGUCCGAAGGCACCACCGACGAUGGCGAGGGUUCCGGCCGGUUGCCCGAUUCUGGCGGCCAACCUCCGUGGACAUCGAUCUGCUCGACCUCGCCACAGUCGCCUGCGCGUUCCUGCUCAUCGGUGCGUUCGUCCGGACCGUCUACCUAACGCUUACCCUAUUGCGCCUCGAUUAGCGAAACCCGCCACCCUUCCCAGCCCACCCCCCCUUUCAUCGAUGACGUAGCGAUGCGGCCCCCGCCAUCAACCCGGAACGCUAGAGAGAAAAACGAGAGAAACCCAUCAACCCACAACCCACCCAACCAUCAUCCAGCCAUCAACCAUUAACGUGCGUGCGUGCGUGCGUGCGUGCCCCAGUUAUAUGCGAGUGCGUUUGUGUUUGUGUGUGCGUGUCAACUAAAACCAAAAAAAACAUAAAAAGUUAUCCAAAAGUUGCAAAAACCAACAACAAAAAAAUCGUGAAAGCUCCUGCCAGCCAGCCAGCUGCCUUACACUAACAAAACCUGCCCUCCCCCCCC